AUGGCAUCACAAGAAGCACAAGAAGUUGUGGGCAAGGCCAAGGUGGCGUUGACUUCAGCGCUGAUCCGCGCGCACGCUCCGCCUGCCAGAGGCCUCGCUGAACUUAACGAGAUACUCAAGUUCCUCGAUGCCACCUUCACGCAGGGCUCGCCUACCAACAUCCAGAAAUGCAAGCAGUGGGCGCUCCGCGUUGUUGUUAACUCGCCUGAGCUCGUCGCGCUUUUCUGCAAAUACCUGGCUGCCUUGGCUAGCUCGUUUGCAUCAGAGAAAGGCGGCGGUGCUGCUCGUGUAGCCGAGCCACAGCCGCAGUCAGGCCGGGUGCGUCAGCCUUCAGCAAAGCGGAGAUGUCUCUCGCUUCUGUACAUCUUGAACGACAUUCUUUACCACACCAAGGUCCGCAUGAGCGAUGAAUCGUUCGCCAAGAAUCUGGAGAGCCUUGGUCCAGUCAUUCCGUCCCUUUUCAGCAGCACCUCGUCCUUUGCAAAGUGCCCAAAGCAUGUGGCUAAGAUCAAGGCCUUGAUCGGGCUCUGGGAGCAGGGAAAGUAUUUCUCCGACGCCUUUAUUGCAGAGCUUCGGGCUGCACUUGACAGUCCGUUGUCUGGGCAGCAUGAUCUCAGCAGCGAAGGGACAGCCGUGGCCAAGGCCGCCAAAACCUCCAAUUUCGUUUUCCCCUCCACACAUGGAGACCUGUCCACGCCGUGGUUCGAUCUGCCUGCCGGCAACAUGAUUAGCUUGCUCAGACAACGGCCAAACAGGCCUAUGAACCCAUCAGACAUCAAGGCAACCGUGCUUCCAACAGGCCCACCCCCAGGAGAUCUUGUAGACGCGGUCAAGAAACUUCUUGUCGAUGUGGAUAAAAUCUACGAAACUGAGGUCAAUGUCAACGAGACCCGGCCCGACAUUAACCAGAUGGGCGAAGAAUUUCGAAAUGAUGAGACGGCCGGAUCUACAGUUGGAGACACGUACUAUGGCUGGUCCCGAAACUUUUGCGAGCAGAUGAAGGCUCGGGCACGAGGC
Messenger RNA from Lasiosphaeria miniovina, 1017 nucleotides. RefSeq lists its product as uncharacterized. Gene Ontology annotation, biological process: intracellular calcium ion homeostasis. Lineage: Eukaryota; Fungi; Ascomycota; Sordariomycetes; Sordariales; Lasiosphaeriaceae. The record is from RefSeq and is a predicted model, not a curated record. The annotation marks the transcript as partial. The transcript has 2 exons. Gene Ontology annotation, cellular component: perinuclear region of cytoplasm.